UGAAGGUGAUGGCGAUGAUAGACACCGUAGGAAAAGCUCCGUUUUUAUUUAUUUUUUACCGAAACAGUUAAACUUCGUUGAGGAGGGUUUGAAUUUUAAUUUCCUCGGUCACAAACGGACAGCUUUCAAAGGUGUCCACAUGUCACAUCAUUUCACGGCUGGAAACCACGACGGCGGACCUUCGAAGAGUUUGAAGAGCCGGUGGCGACACGCUCCUGAGUGGAGUGUGGAGGCUACAACAGGGAGCAGAGUUCAAACAGCAUACGUGAGAUAAUGAGGAAGAGAAGAAGAAGACAGCAGCAGACAGGGCCUCCUCACGGUGACUCAGCAGGUGUGCAGGUUUAUAAAGAGGCAGCAAACUCCAGCCUGUCAGCACGGAGAUGAUGGCCUGGCUGCUCCGCAUCGCCUGCAUCCUGGUCUGCUGCCCCAAGCUGCUGCAGGGCAAAGCUUCAGAGUACCAGCUGGAGUCAGAGACUCUGAGUCAAUGUGAGCUGUUACGAAGCGUUGCUGUUACCAAAGAGCAAGAUGACGUCCCUCACUGCACGGAGGACGGCAGGUUCAGACCUGUGCAGUGCAGUGGGCGGGGUCAGGAGUGCUGGUGUGUCGACGCUGAAGGUCAGGAGGUCGUCGGGACUCGAACCAGCAGCUCAGCUCCUUACUGUCCAUCUCCCUGCCAGCUGCAGUCGGUCCUGCGGUGUUCGCCUUCAGGCUCCUUUGAGUCUGUUCAGUGUGAUGCCAGCAGGGGGCAGUGCUGGUGUGUGGAUCAGGACGGCAUGGAGCUCUACGGCACCAGACAAGAUGGGAGACCCCAACGCUGUCCUGGCAGCUGUGAGGUGAGGGCCAGGCGUCUCCUCCACAGCUCCUCUGGGUCUUCUUCUCCUCCUCAGUGUGCCAAAGAUGGCAGCUUCCUCCCUGUUCAGUGUAAAUUCAUCAACACCACAGACAGAACAGAGCUGGACCUGCUCCACGCCUUCAACAGGUUUCCAGAAGCCUUUGAGACGUUCGGCAGCUUCAGGGCGCUCUUCCCGCUGGUUUCCUCGUACUGCUUCUGCUCCGACAGCCGAGGCCGAGAGCUGGAAAACACAGGUGUGGAGCUCCUGCUGUCCGAGGUGUACGACUCUGCGUUCUCCGGUCUUCGCUCCGGCCACUCCGUCUCUCAAACCAACAUCUACCGAGUCCUGCAGAGGAGGAUGCUGGGAGUCCGCCUCGCCCUCACCGGACACUUCAGAUGUCCCUCUCCCUGCGAGGAGGAGCGGCGAGCAGCGAUGGAGGCCAACAGCGUCUUCGUCCCGUCCUGUGAGAGCGGAGGAGCCUUCACCUCCAAACAGUGCCAGCAGGGGGGACAGUGCUGGUGUGUUGACCCUGCGGGGCGAGAGCUUCCUGGGACACGACAGCAAGGAGACUCCCUGAUCUGCAGUUCAGGACCAGCCGACUGCCCCUCUCAGCGUCGUCUGGCUCUGUCCCGUCUCUUCUCUGGUCCCGUUGAGCCUCCUCUUCAGACCUCCUCUAGCAGAUCUCCAGUCUCCUGUAUCUCCCUCCUCCAGCCUCUCAAGGAUCUCCUCCCAGUAGAUUAUGAUCCCACCUCCUUCUUGUCUCAACUGAUCGAAGUCCUGCAUGGUCUGUUCCCCUCUGUGGGGGGUGCUCUGCAGGCUCUCACUCGCUCCACCCCCCGCCGCUUCCAGGAGAACCUGUUCGGAGGGAAGUUCCUGAAGAGCGCAGCAGCUUUUAAUUUCAGCGGGGCGGUGGGAUCUCGAGGAGCUCUCAGUCUGGACUCUCAGACUGUUGCUGUCAGCCUGCAGAAGAACCAGGACCUGGUCCAGUCUGUCAGCAGAGCCCUGGAGGACCCCGCCUUCCUCUCCGCCCUCCAGCAGACACUGACAGGUCUCAGCGGCUCCCAGGCUGCCUCUGUGGAACAGGUUCUGACUCCUCUGCUGCGUUCCUGCUCUGACGAUGAGGACGACACGGCGGCCGUCUUUGUUCCCAGCUGCACACCGAGCGGUGGUUUCCAGGAGGUCCAGUGUCAGGGUGGAGAGUGUUGGUGUGUCGACCCUCAGGGGCAGGAGGUAGAGGGGUCUCGAACCGCAGGUCGACCGCCUCGCUGUCCGUCCGGCUGUGAGAGAGCGCGGGCGAUGGCCCUGAAGGUGAAAUCAAACAUGGCUGCCGGUGCUGAAAUCCACAUCCCGGCGUGCUCGGAGGACGGAGACUUCCUGCCGCUGCAGUGUGUCGGCCCUCGCUGCUUCUGCGUGGAUGCUGAAGGGAAGACGAUGGCUGCCGGGCCAUCGGGGGGCGCUGUCACAUGUCCAGAGAGAAAACCGCCAACGCUCCCGUCCUCUACAGGUCGGUGCACACAGACGUUGGCUGAGGUCGAGACCUUCAGACAGGAAGUGAAGAGCAUCAUCUCUCUCUCUAACUCCUCCCACAUCCCUCUGGGAUACGGAUUCCUAUUGGCUGAAGGUCUCUAUCUGACCCCUGAGGAGCUUCAGAUCAGUCAAUCAGAGGAGGAGCUGCGAGUCUCUGACGGGCUGCUGAGGCGGCCCAGAGCUGCUCUGCGAUUGGCUGCUUUCUCCACUGUUCAGAUGCUGCUGCCUCCUCAGCGUCGCUCGUACCAGCCGUUCACUCCACAGUGUGACGCUUACGGACGCUGGCUGCUCACACAGUGCUACCACAGCACAGGUCAGUGUUGGUGUGUUGAUGAAGAUGGAGAGUACAUCUCUGACUCUCUGACCAGCCGCUCACUCAGCCUGCCCAAAUGUUUGACUCGCUGUCAGAGAGCAAAGGCUCAGUCCCUGCUCUCUGGUUGGAUGAAAGGCUAUGACAACACUACCUCCUCACCUUACCUCCCAAACUGUGAGCAGGAUGGUCGUUUCUCAGUGCUUCAGACAGGAGGCGCUGCAGGCUGGUGUGUGAACCCUCUGACAGGAGAGACGAUACAAACGGCCACACCAAACGCUGCAGGACAGCUUACAUGUCCCAGCUGGUGUCAGCUGCAGGGACUUCAGUGUCGCCCUGAUGGCUCCUUCACCCCGCUGCAGUGUGAUGUCACUUCCUGCUGGUGUGUGUCUGAGAAUGGGCAGGAAGUGGGUGGAACAAGAACAUCUCGACAGACAGGCCGCACUCCAUCAUGUGACCGUCCUCUGUGUCCCGCCCCCGUCAUUAACCAUGGUACCCUGGUGUGCCGCCCACCAGCUGAUGGACGUCAGAGCUGUGACCUUGUUUGUUACCAUGGCUACCAGAACUCACUUCCUGUCAGCAGCUUCUUGUGUGAGACUGCAAGUCGUAGAUGGGGUGGAGACAUCAAGCCAUUGAGUGGAGCCUGUCAAAUGUCUCAGCCCCCACAGUCAGUGUCCUCCUCUCAGCUCUGGUUGUUGCCAUCGUCCUGCUCUCAGAUUAACAGGUUACAGUCUCUGCUGUUCAACACAAUGGCCAGCAGGGGGCUCUGCUCUGCACAGCUUCCCUCAUCAGGCCGUGCGGUGCCGCUGUGUGACAACUCCUCAGUGACUCUGCAGUGUGAUGAUGGUGACUCACUGAGGUUAACAGUGAGAUGGAGUGUUGCUCUCUCUUACCUCCCGACCUUUGACCUCCCAGACCUCCAUGACAUUGGACUCUUCCUGAAUGAGUUCAGGCUUCUGGAGGGACUUCAGGGAAUUCUGCGGUCCAUGCUGACAUCACAGCCCAAAGUGGUUUCCGUGACCACACCAAACUUCGCUUGUUCCCGUGGUUACCAUCUGGACAGUGAAGGCGAAGGCUGUGUUGCUUGUCCUGCUGGCAGUUUCUCCCAAGAGGGGGCGUGUCUUCUGUGUCCUCAGGGGACCUAUCAGGAUGAAGAGGGGCGGGACUUCUGCAACAGGUGUCCCAAAGGCUCCUCCCCUGCUGGAGCAUCAUCUGUCAGAGAAUGUGUGACUGAGUGCCAGAGGCGGGGCCUGCGGUGUUCACAGCAAGGUGACUUCCUGCCAGCACAGCCUGAUGUCCUCUCCGGCAGGUGGAGGUGCUUCAGCAGUGAGGGGGUGGAGCUUGAGUGGACCAACAGUGACAAGACUCUGAAUGAUGACGAGUGCUCAGUUCUCAGCAAAUUUAGAGCUGUUCCCAAAUCAAACCUGAUUGUUGGAGCUGAAGAUGCUGAAGUGCUGCAGACAAUGACCUCUGACCUCACUACCUGUGUCCAGGCUUGUGCAGCAGAGCCUUCCUGCCACCAUGUGGCGCUGUUCAACAGACAGACUCAGUGUGAACUGUACAGCACACACACACUGAACACAUACUGCAACUCCUCCCAGCAGGCCAGUGGUUUUCUGGGUAAUCCUCAGGCCGAGCUGUUUGAUUCACUGAGCUGCUCUCUGAAAGUGAGGGGCGGAGCUUCAGAACUGCUGGUCAUCAGGAAGAAAGGUGCAGAGUUUUCCUCGUGGCAGCAGCAGAAGAGGUUUGUGAGGAUGAGGAUGAUGAAGGCGGUCUCAGGUGUGUUCAGGACUCAGGUGUUCUCUGGUCAGACGUCUCUUUCCAACGCUCAUCGUUUCUGUCAGGACGGCUGCAGCCGCGACACCUGCUGCGACGGAUUCAUCCUCAACCAGAACAGCCUGGUUGGAGGUUCUCUGCUCUGUGGUUGGCUGAGAGCUCCAUCAGUGCUGAUGUGCGGGGACCAGGACUGGGAUGUGAUUGGACAGGGAGCGGCCAAACGCAUCUGCGGGGCGGGGCUUACUUACAAUGAGAAGCAGCGCAGCUUUGUGUUUGACUUUGGAGGACAGAAGUUCACCAUCACUGAUUCUGCUCUGCCCGCCGACAGUAAGAACAGGAAGGACUAUCAGGCCUCCAUCAUCAGCUUCCAAGCCAUCUACCUGAACACUGAUGCAGCUUCAGCUGUCGGCGGCUCUGCUUCUUCUUCCUGUGCUGCAGCUGAGCUCAGUCCUCCUCUGGAAGCCUCAGUUCGGCUGAAGUUUGAGUCUCUGUCUGAGGACGACAUCCUCGUGGAUCCUCAGAGGAAGCUCCCUGCUCUCUCCUUCUGGAUCAGCAAGAACUUCUACAGCUCCCAGCAGGCGCAGCUCUGGUGUCUCACACGUUGUGAUGAGGAGCCGCAGUGCUCUGUUGCUGACCUCAGAGAUGCGGACUCUACAGGUUACUUCAGCUGCUCGCUGUAUCCGGACAGCAAAGUUUGUGGCGCAUACGAUAAACCUCUGAGACAACUCUGCCUCCCCCUGCUGGACAAAGCACCCAACAACACCUACAUCAAGAAGGUGGCUCUGUCUGGACCAGUGAAGAGUUACUAUGAGAGAGUUUCCUUCAGGAAGAUGGUUUCUUACUCUGUACGCAGCCGAGUCAGCCUGGGAAAAAACACACCACUGUCUGAAGGGUUCACUGAGUGCGAGCGGCGUUGUGAUGAGGAUCCUUGCUGCCGUGGUAUCGGCUUUGUCCGUGACACCAAAUCCACAGGAGGCUCUGAUGUGGUGUGUUUGGCUCUGAUUAGUCUCGGGGUUCAGACCUGCAGUGAAGACGACAUGUCGACCUGGAAGACUCAGGACUGCAGACCGUCAGCAGUGAAGAUCACACCGGACCCCUUCGGAUGGUACCAGAAACCCGUGAAUCAGUGGAGUUCGUCUCCUGCUCUUUGUCCUCCGUUCAGCCUGCCACCAACCAAAAACAACGUGUCUUUGGACGACUGGAGUCUCCUCUACAACUCUUCAGUCCUCAUCGACCCGUCUCUCGCUUCCUAUGAUGUCAUCCAUGUGAGCCGUGACAUCGCCUCUAACCGAGACAUGACCAGGGACUGGUGUCUCCAUGCCUGCCAGGAGGCGGAGUCUUGUGUCGCUGUGUCACUCAGUGAGGUGGAGUCCGCCACCCGCUGCGUCCUGUACCCCGACACAACAGUCUGCGGCCUAAGCUCCACCCCUGAAUCCUCCAGCCCCGCCUCAGCCUCCUGUCAGCUGGUCGUUAGAGAGCCCGCCCCCCAGGUGUACCUGAGGCGCCGUGUUUCUUCUUCGCGUACGUCCGUCUCCAUCCCGGGUCAGGGGGUUCUGCAGGGCGUUGCUGUGGAAACAGCACUGGGAUCAGACAGGAGGACAGUCAUUCAAUUCCUGGGAGUCCCGUUUGCUCGUCCACCAAUAGGAUCGCUCCGCUUCGAAGCAGCUCAGCCAGCUGAGUGGAUUGGAACCUGGGAUGCUACCAAACCACGUGCCAGCUGCAUCCAGCCUGGUGAUGCAGCCUCUGCAGCCUCCAGUGAGGACUGUCUCUUCCUCAACAUCUUCGCUCCUGCUGAUCUGAGAGGGCAUGUUCCAGUCCUGGUUUUCUUCUUCAACCCUUCAGCCAAUGAGAAGCCGGGACUGCUGGACGGCUCCACUCUUGCUGCUGUGGGUAAUAUUGUCGUGGUAACAGCGAGCUACCGCACGGCGGCGCUGGGCUUCCUGAGCACAGGUGAGUCUGGUCUCCGUGGAAACUACGGCUUCUCAGACCAGGAAGCAGCGCUACGCUGGGUCAAAGACUACAUCUCCCUGAUGGGCGGGGACAGCAGCAGAGUGACGGUGGGGGCGGAGCGUCGUGGUGCUGACAUCACCAGCCUUCACCUCCUGUCCUCAUCAUCUCCUCUGUUCCAGAGGAUGAUGCUGAUGGGCGGUUCAGUGUUUUCUCCAUCACUGGUUCAGACUCCAUCCCCCUCCAGAAGUCAGGCACUCAAUCUGGCCAAAGAGCUCGGCUGUGUGACCUCCGACCUCACCGACGAUAAGCUGGCGUCCUGCCUCAGAGCGUCAUCUGUUCAGAAGCUCAACGCUGCUCAGACAAAGCUGUUGGCGGUCAGCGGGCCGUUCCAGUCCUGGUCUCCGGUCCGUCAGUCCGUCUCUCCAUCCUCAUCCUUCCACAGAGUCGACCUGCUGCUGGGAACAUCAGAACAUGAUGGUCUUAUCAGCCGCGCUCGCAGGAUAAAGGACUUUGAGGCUCUGCAGGGCCGAGCUGACAGUAAGACAGCAUUUUACGAGGCUCUGAGCCGCUCGCUGGGCGGAGCGACGGGAAAUGAGCUGCUGAAGGACGCAGCGGCGUGGUUCUACUCGCUGGAUCACAGUCCCUCAGCUGCUGGAUAUAACCUGUUCUCCAGGGCGCUGAACAACGCCACCAGAGAUCUGUUCAUCAUCUGUCCCACGCUCCAGAUGGCAAGUCACUGGGCUAAGAGCAAAGCUAACAUCUUCCUGUAUCACCAACCAGCCUCCAGCACUCACGACAGGGCCGACGUGUUUGUUCCUCUGGACGUUCAGCUCGUCUUCGGGAUUCCUCAUCAUCCUUUGAGCUCUCAGCGUUUCACCUCCUCUGAUCGACGCCUCUCUCUCGCCAUGAUGACCUACGUCUCCAGCUUCAUACGGAGCGGGAACCCGAACCCAUCCCGGGUCUGGGCUGAGUCAGUUCUGCCCCGCUGGCAGCCAGUGCUAUCCUCAGAGGCUCCGCCCACCUACCUGGAGCUAAGCACUUACCUUCGUCAUCAGAAGGGUUUGAGUCAGAGCUCCUGCUCCUUCUGGACCCAACUGGGACCCAAACUGAUGAGUCUGACAGGUGCGUCAGGGGCGGAGCCUGUCCAGCCUGUAUUGCCCCCUGAACUCCCAGUGGCUGCUCCAUCCAGCCAAUCCCAGACCGAGAAGGACGCCUACAACUAAACCAAUGACAUCAUCAGCCAGCUUCAUCUCCCAUAAUUCAGUUUGAUUCAGAUGGUUUCUGAUGGUCAAUUUUGCUCCUAAUCAUUAAUAAAAAGCAU
Molecule: messenger RNA, 7717 nt
Organism: Archocentrus centrarchus (flier cichlid)
Lineage: Eukaryota; Metazoa; Chordata; Actinopteri; Cichliformes; Cichlidae
Gene: tg
Product: thyroglobulin
Exons: 50
Coding region: 381-7619 (2412 amino acids)
Biological process (GO): thyroid hormone generation
Source: RefSeq, a predicted model, not a curated record